Molecule: messenger RNA, 1134 nt
Organism: Macrosiphum euphorbiae (potato aphid)
Lineage: Eukaryota; Metazoa; Arthropoda; Insecta; Hemiptera; Aphididae
Source: the annotation of a GenBank genome assembly
AUGGAAAACAACAGUAUCAAGAGAUCAUUAAAAGAUGGAUGUCGAUAUCCGCACACAGAAACCAAGAAACCUAAAGCGGCUCAGGUCACAACCACAAUAUCACAUCCUAAAUCAUCAAAGAAAAUUAUUGGUUUACAAGAUUUAUCCGAUGAGGUUAUCAUGUAUAUAUUUAAAUAUUUAUCACAUGAUGAUCUUGCCAAAAUGGCACUCUUAUGCCCUAACUUGUCAAGAGUUAGUCAUGAUUGGAGUCUAUGGAAAAAACCAAGAUUUGAAAACUUUGAAAAAUCUAUGGAAGAAGUAUACUUGAGCUACUUAAAAAAGGAUACCACUGAAUUGUUUAUAUCGUGUAAUGAUGUUCCAAGCCAUGAUUAUUCAGUUUCUGAAAAUUUUUUAAUAAAAUUGAAAACAAAAUGCCCAGAAUUACUCGAUUUAACAUUGAAAAAUCAAGUAUUUGAUGAAAUAAAUGUAAAUAUUUUCCAUCCAAAAUUAAAAACGCUGACAAUUGAUAGUUCAACUAUUGAAAACGUUCCAGCUAACACUUCAUUCUUAAUCAGUAUAGAUACUUGCCCAGAUCUAGAGCGACUUAUUAUUACAAACAAUGAUUGGUUUUUGCCUCAAAAUUUAUAUGCAUUGUCCAAGCUAGAACGUUUAAACUACUUAAGUCUCGCAGGUUGCAAACAGUUUAAGGACUGUGUUCCAUAUGCAAGUAUUACUACUAUAAUUGGAUUCGAUUUUUUACAGACACUCGAUUUGCGUUUUACUCCAGUAAGUGACAGGGAACUUGUUUUCUUUCAAAGAUUACCAACUUUGAAAAAUUUUCUUUUGGAAUGCCCUGAGUAUAUGAACCACGAGAUACAUUCAACAAUUACUGAUUUGGGUUUGGCAGAAUUAUGUGCUGCUACUUUGUCCUUCCGCUAUCCAUACUUAGGAGUUAUGAUGGGAGGAAAUGGCGAAAGAUGCUGUAUUGAAACCUUCUAUGUACGCAAUUACCCAAAAGUCACCGGUACAUUUUUGAGAAUAGCUAUCACACAUUGUCCACACCUGAAAUUAUUAGACAUUAUCGGAUCAGGUUGCACUUCAGCAGAAAUUGAAUAUUUUAAAGCAAUUAGACCUAGUACGAAGGUAAUAUACUGA